This is a messenger RNA of Xyrauchen texanus (razorback sucker), 5317 nucleotides long. RefSeq names its product mesoderm induction early response protein 3-like. Gene Ontology annotation, biological process: negative regulation of transcription by RNA polymerase II. The record is from RefSeq and is a predicted model, not a curated record. Lineage: Eukaryota; Metazoa; Chordata; Actinopteri; Cypriniformes; Catostomidae. The transcript is spliced from 11 exons. Gene Ontology annotation, molecular function: transcription corepressor activity; histone deacetylase binding. Gene Ontology annotation, cellular component: nucleoplasm. The coding region runs from base 52 to 1707 and encodes 551 amino acids.
UUAAAUUUGUGCACAUGGAUGUGAUAUUGAUAAAUUCCCAUCAUCUUUAAAAUGUUGUGCAUAAAAAUUAGUGUCGAAAUGUUCCAUUUUCUUUUCACAGUUGGCUCUUUGUCCUCAGAGGAUCAUGACUUUGAUCCAACUGCUGAGAUGUUGAUUCAUGAGUAUGAUGAUGAAAGAACUUUAGAGGAGGAGGAACUUCAGGACAGAGAGAAGAAUUUCCAUGCAGAAUUGGCAGACUUGGAGAGGGAAGGGAACAUGCCGAUCGAGGAGUUGUUGGCUAUGUAUCGUUACGACGAAUCGGUCAGUACAGGUGCAGGAUCGAGCAUGGACAGUUCUUCUGUUGAACUAGCAGAUGAUCUGCCUGACAUGACACUCGAUAAGGAGGAGAUUGCAAAAGAUCUCUUGUCAGGAGAUUAUGAAGAGGAGACACAGUCCUCUGCUGAUGAUCUGACUCCUUCUGUUACCUCCCAUGAGGCCACAGACUUCUUCCCUAGAACACUCAGAUCCAACAUGACUUAUGAUGGUGAUAAAGAAUCUGAGGGCGAGGAAGAUUGUGUGAGCAGUGAAGAUUCCAGAAAGGAAAUAAUGGUGGGGUCCCAGUAUCAAGCAGAAAUUCCCAUGGGCCUCAGCCACUAUAACGAUGAUGAAAAGGUGUAUGAGGAGGAAGACCUGUUGCUGUGGAGUCCUGGAGCAUUGUCAGAGUGUAAAGUGACAGACUAUCUCAGAGAGGCACUGUCACCGUCUACAGACGGAAGCGCUGGAGAUUCCGCAUCUGAACACAUACACGAUAACGAGCAGGCCUUGUUUGAGCUUUUGAAGUGUAAUUAUGACAGCCGUGAGGCACUGACGCGAUAUUGCUAUAAUGUGAAAACAUCGAAAGAAGAGUCACCGCCAUGGUCAGAGGAUGAAUGCAGGAACUUUGAACAUGCACUGCAGAUUUAUGAGAAGAACUUCCAUCUUAUUCAGAAACACAAGGUUCAAACACGGACUGUAGCAGAAUGUGUGGCUUUUUAUUAUAUGUGGAAAAAGUCUGAACGGUUUGACUUCUUUGCACAACAGAACCGAUUUGGCAAGAAGAAGUACAGUAGUUAUCCGGGUGUGACAGACUUGAUGGACAGAUUGGUGGAUGAGGCGGAGGGUCUGGCUGUGGACAGCUCAUCCUCCGUGUGUUCAGCUGGAGCAGGGGGAAGGAUGGAGGCAUCGGCAGAGCAACAACUCGGACUGCUUAACUCCAUUACUGCCAGUGACCUUACAGCUCUUAGUAACAGCGUAGCAACCGUGUGCAAUGGUCCAGGAGACGUGAGCUGUUUAGACUCCCCUUACUUCCCUCCUUUGGAGAGUUUACACAGAGGAGCCCUGAACCACGACAAGCAGCUCAGUUUUGCAACAAAAGGAGACAACGGCUGCCUCAACAUGCUGGAUUCCAGAUUCUACCGUUCGGACCUGGGCCAGAUCAGCAUGUGUAGCACCAAAGACUGCGAACGGCCAUCCAAGAGGCUUAAAAUGGGCCUUACGGAGUCCUUCAUUAGUGACGUACCUGUUUCUAAUCUGGCUGUUGACUUCGAGGGCAGACGUACGCACCGCAUCACAGGUGCCACCAUGGCGGUGUCGGUCACUGACUUCAACAGCGUAGGGUGCGGUGAAGCCAACGGUUUCAUCAGCUCGCAUUCACGACACCACCAACACACCGCACUUCAGUCUGAUUGACUUCUUUGGCCACCCAGAGCCUGAUUCAUCCACUCACUGACUAUUUUGUUUUUUAUAUGACAUCAGUGAUGUCUUUAUUGUACAGAACUAAGAAAUCUUGAUUUCUCAAGAGUAUAAAUAGCCAUUUAUUUUUUCUGGUCCUUCAAAUAUUUAAUAUUCUUUUUGUCUACGGUGAUAUACAGUUUAACUAAAUGCUGGAGCAGAGAGCCGUGGUCUCUUAUGGUGCGUUCACAUACAACACGAAGCGAGUGUUUUGCGUGGCGCAAAUUAAGCAAAUUGCGUGACUCGAACACACAAAUGACGUGUUGUCGCGAAAGCCUAUCAGCAUUGAGAUUGUCCGGAUGUCACUGACGUAGUAGCAGAAGAAAUCUGGAAACAUUUAUAAAAAAAAUUUUUGUAGUGGUGUUUGGGCACUCGGAAUUGUAUGACAACGUCAUACAUGUACCUGAGACCGGACGAAAAAAGACAUCGCUUGGAGGAAAGUGAGUGAGGAAAUUGAACUACCUGGUAAGUUCUGAAAAUAUGGACGUCUACUUGAUUCCAGCUAUUGGUUGUACUUUACUAUGAACCAAGUCGUAGAAGCCCCUCCUCCUGUCCUUUUCUGGAAGAGAAGGGGAAUACUCGUGGGUUCGAGUUACUCGCGCAAAUGCGAGUUUAAACACACAUUUAUAAUCCAGCGGUCAAACUUGAACAAGCAAUGCGAGGCGAAAAUUAUCUUCGCAUUGUAUGUGAACACACCAUUACUGUACUCAUCCCAACGCCUGCAUCUUAGUCGCUGCCGCCAGAAACUGCAUUUGUUGUUGUCAUUUUUUUUUUUUUUAUGUAUGUGUGUUCGUUUCUAAAUUGGUACUUUUUCAGUGUUUACACAACCCAGGAUAGACUGAAACCUUGGAAAAUUUAGCAUUUUGUAUACCACAAAACUGCCUUUUGUAAUUGAAAAUAGUGACUUCUUUAGAAGAAAGACUACAUGUUGAAACAAAGAGCACUUCUAGUCGUUAAGAUGUUUCCACGUUUUCCACUUGUUGCCCAUAUAAGGCAUGCUUGCCCAUUUGCAUCUUGUUAAUUGGUGUAGCAGUUUGAGAUUUGAACUUUAUAAUUCCCAAUUUAUUGUGGUAAUCCACACGUGUAAAUUAUCUUUUUAAUGAUCGGGGAGAAGAAACAAGAAGGAAAAAAACCAAAACCUUUCAAGAAUUACUUUUUUAUUUUGCUUUCUAUCUAGAGAAUUUGUUUGGUAACACUUUAUAAUAAGGUUCCAUUUGUUAACAACAUUAUUUAACAUGAACUAACAGUGAACAAUACUUUUAAAUAAUUUAUUAAUCUUGGUUAAUGUUAAUUUUUAAUACAUUUUUCAAAUCAAAAGUUGAACAUGUUAACAUUAAUGUUCUAUGAAUGAACAUUAACUAACAACGAGCUGAAUUGUAUUUUUAUAUACUAGCAUUAACAAAGAUUAAUUAAUGCAUGUAAAAUUAUAGGAGAAUAUUGCUAAUUGUUAAUUCAUGAUACCUAAUGCAUUAACUAAUGUUAAUGUAAAGUGUUACCAUUUGCUUUUCACAAGUAACAAAACAUACUAUAGUGCCAGUGAACAAAGAUUUUUUUUCUCAGCUGAGCAUUGUUUGAAGCUGGGCACUUAAACAAUAUUGUACAUUUCUGAGUCUAGGGGGCUCUAUAAUUUAAAUAAUAUUUUUGCAACUGUGAUCAAAUCAGUUGAAUUUGACACCUAAACAAAUUUGUCCACAGCAUCAACAGGAUCUUUUCUGUCAAAUCUGGUUAUUUUGGUCAUGCUCACCAGGACAGUCUGAUGACACAUAACAAUUACUGUUGUCAGCAACACUUUAAAAUGAUCAAGUAAUUCAACAGGAAAGUCAUCUGGAGAUUAAAUUUUUUAUUGUGCCAGAUUUGACUUUCUAAUAGGCUUUAUGACCUGCAAGGAAGUUUUAUGAGAGGGGCUUUAUGGGACAGUCACUUGCACUUGACAGCAUUAGCAUAAAUUAAUGUUUAAACUGUACAUAUAUUAAGCUGUGUGACUUGCACUGAGCAUUUAGAAUUCCCUUGUGAAGAUAAUAAGUAGCAUUUAAACAGAUUAACAUCCUCCAUGUCAUUUAUAGUCAUCAAUAACUGUCAACAUUUGCUGGUACUCUAAACGGCAAAUGCUUUAAUUCAGAUUGAACCAGUGUUUUUUCCCCCAGCUAUGCAUUAUGUAUAUUUGGUUGCUGCCAGAGGUACUGAAAAUAGGUUAUUUACCAUUCUUGUCAUUUGUAUGCAUUAAGCUAAUUGGACUCUUGUUCAUUUUUCGAGAUAUUACAAGCGGAGUAAUAUUACAUGACAAUAAUCUAUUCGGCUUGUAUCGAAUCUGAUACUGCCUCCGAGUCCUGUUUGCUCUGCAUGCAGAGUAAAGUACCAUAGAAUUCAAUUGUAUGCUGAUUUUCCUGAUCAUGACUAGGGUAACAAAGUGCAAAAAUGCUGAAAAAUGUUCCUUUAAGGCAAUGUGUUGAUAUUGUUUUGCUUAAAGCAGUAAGAGAGGUCAAAAACAUGCAUGAUAGUGGUGAUUGUUUGUGAAAAAAACACAGAUAAUUUAGUGAGAGAUAUAUAUAUAUUUCUUAUACAUCAGUUUAUUCUUAAAUAACCUUAUAUGGACAUUCUGUUCAUCUAUUUGCUCAGUAUAAGAGCAUGUUUCCAGUUGUUCACCAUGAUUUUUACCCCCUUGAUAUUUAACAGCUGCUAUCAGUAAUGUGAAGAGUUUAUUGAAUGCACUGCAGUUACAAUUAUAAGUUGAGUUGAAAGAGUCUUGUAUAUCUGCAGUUAUUUCAUUGAAAAAAGUACUCAAUAGUAGCAUGUUUAAAGCAGAAAUUACAGACAAUGAUUGAAAAAGAGCAGUGGAUGACAUACAUUGACAGGAGUUAGAGAGCACUACAAAGAACCCGUCAAUGAUUUUUGAUUACACAAAUUGUUGCAUUCUCUAAAUGUACAUCAAGCAGAGAAUUUUAUCAUGCACAACAUAUAACAACCAGUGUAGUAGUUGGGGACGCAAAUUAAAUGUUUUUUUUAUUUUUGUACUUUGUAAAGUUCUGUGCUCCUAUUAUUCUACAUAGUUAUUAGUACUUUUAUAAAUGAUACAACAAACUGCACAUUAUUGUUUCUUCAACUAGGUUUUUUUUUUAGGUACAGUGGAAGUAAUUUUAUCCCAAAAUGUUUAGCAUAUUGUAUGUUUACUUUUAAAGGCCAACUUAGAGACCAGAAUGUUUUGUCCAAUAGAAGUAACAUAUUUUACAUAUUUUAAAAAAAAAAAAAUAUCAAAGUAGUUUGCUAAUGUGUCUUCAGUGGCUUUGGGUGUGUGUAAAUUAGUAGAGGGGGAGAACAAUGGUAAAUUUGUGAAUAAAACCAACAAAUUCUAUAAAUGUAUAUCCAUGUAUACAGACAAUCAUAACAUUUAAUAAUGGAAUUAUUCAAACAGAUAUCUCUAUUGUUUAUACAAAAUGUAAAUAUAAUUGUAAAAUGUAAAUAUAAUUGUAAUGCUUUUUGUUUUGCCAUUAUUUUGUAUUUUUGUUGUACUUAAUUACUUGGUGUAAAAAGUUCCAGAAAUAAAUGCUCUGGAAACAGAUGUGUGGUAAAU